CAUGAAAGUUCCGGUCAUAACUCGGGCCCUGUUGAAGGCGUCCCCUUUUCUCUCAACUCCCAAAGUCCUCUCCCCUCACUUCUCUAUCCUCUCAAAUUCUCAAGCCCUCUCGACUCCCAUGGCUGCCUGCAUCCACACUCAAAGCCACGCACUUUGUUGGGAUUCAAACAGGUCCACAUCCGACGAAGACGGCUACCAUUUCAUGAAGUUCUGCCGCCGCAGUUUCUCUGAUCAGGUUUCCUGCGCACCCAUUUCCCAGAAUCGCACGAAAACAACUCAGACGCGCAGAAUCGUGGAGGAUCUCGGCCCCGAUGAAGAUCUAUGGCUCAGAAUGCAGGAUGAAGCUCGCUCGGAUAUAGAUGAAGAACCCACCUUGUCAGAUUACUAUUACACUUCUAUUCUGUCGCAUCCUUCUCUGGAAAGUGCUUUAGCCCACCAUCUGUCUGUGAAAUUAAGCAAUCCUAGCCUCUCCUGUGCGACCCUAGUGGAUAUUUUCAUGGGGGUGUUCGCACAGGAUCAGGAAGUGGUCAGGGCCGUGAAGGAUGAUCUGAGUGCGGUGAAGGAGCGGGACCCGGCGUGCGUGAGUUACACGCACUGCCUCUUGAAUUUCAAGGGAUUUCUUGCGUGCCAAGCCCACCGGGCGGCGCACAAAUUGUGGUUGCAGGGGAGGAAGGUCCUGGCUUUGCUGAUUCAGAACAGGGUGUCCGAAAUUUUCGCGGUGGACAUUCACCCGGGAGCGAAAAUCGGAAGCGGGAUACUGCUGGACCACGCCACCGGGCUCGUGGUGGGAGAGACGGCGGUGAUUGGGAACAAUGUGUCAAUUUUGCACAGUGUGACUUUGGGAGGGACCGGAAAGGAAUCUGGGGACCGGCACCCCAAAAUUGGGGAUGGGGUGCUGAUUGGGGCAGGGACCUGUAUAUUGGGGAACAUUAGGAUUGGGGAAGGGGCAAAGAUUGGGGCUGGGUCUGUGGUGAUAAAGGAAGUGCCGGCGAGGACGACGGUGGUUGGGAAUCCGGCCAAGUUGCUUGGAGGGAAAAAUCCAGUUAAGUUGGACAAGAUGCCUAGUUUUACUAUGGACCAUACUUCCAAUAUAGCUGAGUGGUAUGAUUACGUUGUUUAAGAGUAACUUACAUAAAACGGGUGCUCUCGUUAUUUAGAGGCCCGUUUGGAUCUUUUGAAAAAUUUUAGUUGUUUUUCUGGGGAUUUUUUCUGCUUGUGGUUUAAGCAGAAAUUGAAGUUCUCCUAUUAGCAUAUAGAGAGCCUCCUGCCUCGAUGCAGAUUAUGUAACAUGUAAUGGGGUUUGUAUUCUUUCUCAGAAUUGGUGUUUCAGUAUUAUUGUGUGUACUGUUUUGUACUAUUGUAAGAUGUUAAGAUUAUUGUUUGUUUUGAAUGUCAAAGUUCGGGGUUAGUAUGUUUA
Molecule: messenger RNA, 1417 nt
Organism: Pyrus x bretschneideri (Chinese white pear)
Lineage: Eukaryota; Viridiplantae; Streptophyta; Magnoliopsida; Rosales; Rosaceae
Product: serine acetyltransferase 1, chloroplastic-like
Exons: 1
Coding region: 2-1120 (372 amino acids)
Cellular component (GO): cytosol; cytoplasm
Molecular function (GO): L-serine O-acetyltransferase activity
Source: RefSeq, a predicted model, not a curated record